This is a messenger RNA of Stegostoma tigrinum, 4753 nucleotides long. Its product is annotated as lysophosphatidic acid receptor 6-like. The transcript has 3 exons. Gene Ontology annotation, cellular component: membrane. Gene Ontology annotation, molecular function: lysophosphatidic acid receptor activity. The record is from RefSeq and is a predicted model, not a curated record. Gene Ontology annotation, biological process: positive regulation of Rho protein signal transduction; phospholipase C-activating G protein-coupled receptor signaling pathway. Bases 183 to 1220 code for a protein of 345 amino acids. Lineage: Eukaryota; Metazoa; Chordata; Chondrichthyes; Orectolobiformes; Stegostomatidae.
AGCUGAAUCGCUAUUGUUGAUAGCUCGAUCUACAUGCUAACAGCAACAUGUCCCAAAUGGCUGAGGAACACAGGGAACACGGAGCACAGGGAUCUCUGGGCAACUGAGGAUAAUCUGAGGAUAAGACAGGCAGGCCUCUCCCAAGCUUGAAGAGAAGCGGGAAAGUCCCGGUGGGCAGCAGAAUGGGGGACGCGAACGAAACCUGCGCGAGCUCCAAGCUGUCGGACCGCUUCUACGUGACGGCCUUCAGCGUGAUCUUCUUGCUCGGGUUGCUGUUCAACAGCCUCGCCCUGGUCUUCUUCUUCCGCUUCACCAAGAUCCGCUCGCAGACCACGGUCUACAUGAAGAACCUGGCCUGCGCCGACCUGCUGCUGGUGGGCUCCCUGCCGGUGCGGAUCCUGUACUAUGUCACCCGCCAGCCGCUCCCGCCUCUGCUGUGCGAGCUCACGGGCCUCGUCUUCCUGGUGAACAUGUACGGCAGCAUCUUCUUCCUCACGUGCAUCAGCCUGGACCGCUGCGUCGCCAUCUGUUUCCCGAUGAAGUCGCGGCUCAACUCGCUCCGCGGCCGCGCCAAGUGGAUCAGCGCCGGCGUCUGGCUGCUGGUUGUGGGCGCCAGCAUCCCGCCUUACCUGGCCAUCCCGAAGGCCGGCAACGAGACCGGCGCCUGCACGCUGUGCUUCGACAAGAAGCCCACCUACGUCACCAACCCGGCCACGGUGGCGCCCACCCUGCUGGUGGGCUACGGCAUCCCGCUGGGCACCAUCUUGGCCUGCUCGCUGUCCCUGCUGCGGGCAGUCAGGCGCAGCUCCGCCACCCGCAUGGACUACGUCGACUGGCGCAAGAUCCGCAACAUGGUGGCGGCCAACGUGGUCAUCUUCGUCGUCUGCUUCCUGCCGUACCACACGGUGCUGCUGCUGUACGUCGCGGUGCGCGCCCCGGAGCGGGAGCCGACGCUGCGCGCGUCCUACCGCGCCGCCAUCGCCGUGGCGUGCCUCAACGCCAUCUUCGACCCGCUGGCCUACUACUUCGUCACGGAGACCUUCCAGAAGAGCGUCGGCAUGAAGGCCUUGAAGAACGCGCUGACGUCCAACACGGACAGCGCCGAGGGCAACAACCGCUCGCUGUCCCCACAGCGGGCGAAGCAGGUUCAAAUUCCACCAUCUGCCAUGGUAGGAUUCAAACCCGAGCCCCCAGAGCAUUACUCGGGUUCUCUGCAUUAACAGUCCAGCAAUAAUACCACUCGGUCAUCACCUCCCGCCAGGAGGAAUCAGGAGAAAAUUUCAGAUGUAGCAAAAAAAAUUCCAAGCACCUUAUGCCGACUUGUUCGAAACAUUCAAGCUUUUUGCUUGAAGUGGUAUUCACGAUUGUGGAGAAUGCCCCUCAAGGCCUGAAGGGUCUUUUUUUUUGUUAGCAACGCUGUGGACCUUCAUUCUCACAAUCUGCCAGAAGUGGGUUUCACAGAGAGCUGAAAUCGCUUUGUUGUGUUACUUCUCCCAAAAUACUUUCACUUCUGAAGCUAUAUCUGCUAAAAGGAAAGGGCAGCUGGGUGUGGUGGCAUCAUAUUCACUAAAGGCCAUUGACAAGUGAAAACAACUUGGACUUUAAGAUCCCCAUUUACUAGAGUGGAAAGGGUGAAGACGCCACAUUAUUGUGACAGAUUGAACCCUGAACCAUGUGAUUACUAAUAAACCCAUUAGACUAUAACUGACAGUGUGACUUCUGACCUUGCUCACUUUAGUCCAACACUGGCACCUCCACAUCAAGGCACCCCAAAUUACAAACAAAGACCGCUGGAGAAAUUCGACAGGUCCAGCAAUAUCUGUGAUGAGAGAAAAACAGAGCUCACAGUUUGAGUCUGGUAUAAGUCUUCUUUGAGAAUCACCAAAAUAAUGGUCACCGUUAACUAUAGGCCAACUUUUAGACAAGUAAGAAAUGCUGUGAUGUUCGAGGUGUGGGGUAAUUAAAAAUUGAGGAAAUCAGUCUAGGAUUCAUUGAGGGAAAGUUGCAUAGUGCGUAACUUUUUAGUUUAUUGAUCUGUCUUCAGAGAAGGUUGAUGAAGGUAAUGUUAUGGAUCCAAUGUACCCAGGCUGACUUGUAAAAGGGGUUGGUGGCAUUAAAGAUACAGAGAUUCUGAUUGACCACCUCAGUACAUAAGUCCUGGGCAAGAAAGUCCAGGAGUGGCCAUCUCAACUCAACAUUAGUGAAAGCCCUUAAGGUGUCACUUAAUGUCCCCUGAUGGGCCCACAACUCACCACCAACUGAAUAACCUGAGGCUCCAUUUGUCUCAAAGCACAGCCAAAAGGACACAUUGCCUCCUAUCUCCCUGACUCCCACCUCACAAGAGCCUGAAAAAAAGCAUUUGCCUUCUUGCUGCUGAGGUCUGGGGCUCCAACGGUGAUCUCCAACACCCACAGACUGCUUGCUUCAAUUGGCUUGCAGCACCUGAUGAGGUGAGGCCUCAGUAUCGAGGCUCCUGAUUCACUGAGAAGCUUGUCCAUCCGCCCACAAGUGGCAAAUUGGACCUUGAUCCUGGGAACUUUCUCUCCAGUUGGGACGGGGUGUGAGCAUCCCCAGUGACAAAGCGCACUAAGCCUGAGUUUAAGACUUCAGGUAGAUUGGAAAAGCUGAAACAGACAAAGGGGAUGCUGGACAAACUCAGCAAGCCUGGUUUCACGUGCGAACACAGAGAGAAACACAGUUAAUGUUGAGAUGAUUUCUUCAGAACUCUUCAGUGAAACUGGACUUAAAAAGUUAAAUCUGUCUCUCUCUCCACAGACCUGCUGAGCUUUUCCAAUAUUCUCCGUCUUUGUCUCAGGUUUCCAGCCUCUGCAGUGUUUUGCUUCUACCGCAAAAAAAAAGCUCAGAUUGAGUUUCUUGGGAGAAGCAAGACUGAGGGGAGGGUUGAGACUAGAAGGUGCGUUCCUACUCCUGAGAUAUCCAGGCAGAGAGAAACUGUUCUCAUUUACGGCAGGAUUAAGAACGAGAGAUAACACAGAAAUGGGGAGGGGAGUGGGAACUCAGAAAUAAAUAGAAAGAGGAGGGGUGAGCCUGGGGAAGGUAGGUGGUGUGGUGGUAAGUGAGUGCAGGUAGGGAGUGAUGGGGAUUGGUCAGUGAGGUGGGAGGAUCAGAUAGGUGAGAGAGAAGAUGGACAGGUUGUGUCUGGUGAUUGUGGCAGGGAUGAGAGGGAGGGUUGGUCAUGGGAUGAGGAAGUUUUGAAACUGGUAAAAUCUACAUUUAUGCCAUUGGGCUAUAGGUUUCCAAAAUGGAAUAUGAGGUGCUGCUCCUCCAGUUUGCGGGUGUUUAAGAAUGAAAGGGCAGACUUUGAGACUUGAGUGACUUACUACUGCUACUUGAUUGUAUAAUUGGCAUUAGAACCAAGGGCAAAGAAGAGUGUGGUCAGAAUUUGAAUAGCACUGCUUUGUGACGGUUUGAGGGGCAUAUUUAAUCACGGUCUCCAAAGGGAAACCUGAUCAUUAUUUAAUAAGAAAAGAAAAAUUUGUCGGGGAGGAAAAAGUAUGGUAUCUAUAGAUGAGUUGAUCUUAUAGAAAGCCAGCAUUGACCUGAUGGGUUGAUUGGCCUGUACCUGUUCAGUAAAGUAGCCAUAGUCCUAGGGAGAAUAAUAGCGGCAAGUUUAAGCUGAGGGGCACCAUACCUCAGCUGAUGGGUUGAGAAGGAGAGUCUUUCACCUCCGCCAGUGAAGAAAUCGAUGCCAUGCUUCCUUACUACUUGAUUCCUUACUCUGUCUCAUAAGCCAGAAAUCUGAGCUAACCAAGCCCCUGCCUAUGCAUUACCUUUCUAUGACUUUAUAAUUCUUUGAUUUAUGACAAUCCAAUAUCGACUGAAGAAUUUGACUGUUCAGAAUUUGCAAUUCAUUAUUAUCAUGCAUGGGACCAGAACCUCGGCCAAGCUGUCAAAUCCUCUGUGUCUCAUUGGGAAACUGAGACCCACUGUUUGGAAUACUUUUUUGAACAUGGCUGGAACUUGUCUGUAAAACGUGUCUGAGCAGAUUCCAGUCAAAACAGCUCCAACAUGAUUGAAAAUGUGUGAUGCCUAGCUGAAAGACAGGAAGACUUCACAGAUGUUGCUGGAAAAUGCUUAAAUACCUGACUGGCCUUGCCACUCAUCAUCAGCAUCAUCACUGACAAGAAGUAUGAUCAACCACCUCGGAAAUUCCGAGUUAUUAGUCAUGUGUUCUGUGGGUCCUUGCGUAACCGAUGAGUCUGAUUCUAGAGCCACAUCUCAGACCACAGCUAUUUCCGGGAGGUGGAAUUGGUCCUCGGCCUUGAGUGGCAGAGGUGAUUUGCUACGGUUGAAGGAACUCAGCCAUCCCAAUUUUGUAGCUGGCCCAACUCAGUUGAUUUUGGAUAAUCGAGGCCUCAACACUGAUAUUAGCACAUCCUGCUGUGGUGGAGGAUCGGUCUCAAGAAGUGUUGGUGAUGCGCCUCAAGGGCUUUGAAGUGGCAUCUGUGUGAAGCCCAAUUUUUGAGGCAAGUAGAUGCAGGAUGACUGCCUUAUACCCAAGGAUCUUGGUAUCAUCACAGAUGACACGGUCUUCAAGAACUGUCAUCCAUUCAGCUUGCUACAAAACACUUCAAUUCCCACCUCCAACUGCCACUACCUCUUGUGACAAUUCCACAAAAAUAUCUAUGCAAUUAAAUUCGGAAGCAGAAAAGAUUUGUGUGAUCGAUAGACAAUGGGACACUACUUUACAAUAAAAAGUACAUAAAUUGUAAUUGAAUGGUGAUGAAUUUUG